Xenia sp. Carnegie-2017 is the source of this 6188-nucleotide messenger RNA. Its product is annotated as HEAT repeat-containing protein 5B-like. Gene Ontology annotation, cellular component: Golgi apparatus; endocytic vesicle; membrane. Gene Ontology annotation, biological process: intracellular protein localization; retrograde transport, endosome to Golgi; endocytosis. The record is from RefSeq and is a predicted model, not a curated record. NCBI's taxonomy places the organism in Eukaryota, Metazoa, Cnidaria, Anthozoa, Malacalcyonacea, Xeniidae.
UAAAAGAAUGAUGAUGUCGAAUUGGUAAAAUAGUUUAAUAUUUCAAAACUAACAAAGUUUUCUCGUAAAUAAUGUCCAAAUCUUUUCACGAGCUCAUUGCGUUCGAUGAACGAGAAUAUCAACGUCUACCGGCAAAAAGGCAGCCAGUGUUUGUGUAUGAGUGGUUAAAGACCUUUGAAGAAAGCAUAAAUGCUGCUAAAAAGGCUGAACUUAAAGCGUGUCAGAAAGAUUUGGUGGCAGGAUUAUCCAAACAGUUAUAUGGCGAAUGUGGUCCACCAACCAGACAACUUCUUGGUCGUUGCUUUGCUCAACUUUAUCUCAAUGGUGACCAGUUCAGUGCCUUUGAUACAGUUAAUACAUGCUCAGAAAUUAUAAAAGGAAAAGAUGAUGCUAAUUUAUCCGUUAAAUUGGCAGCCAUUGCAACUGUUGGGACAAUUUUUGAAAAACUUGGGAGAAUGGUUGGUGGUUCUGCUCCUGAAACAGUACAAAUACUUAUCAAAGCAAUGAAAAAUUCAGAGUCUCAAGGUCGCUGUGAAAUCCUUUUAUGUUGCCAAAGAAUAUUGAGUGGACUUGAGGCUGCCUCAUGUCACAAAGACAUCUUUAAAUGUAUCAAAACUGCUCUUGUGGAUCGUUCAAUGGCUGUGCGAUGUGCUGUUGCUGAGUGCACAAAAGAGUUGUUAAAGCAUGCUAGCUUUACAUAUACCACUGAACUAGAGACACUAUUUUCAAUAUGUCUCAAAGCUCUUGAGGGUUCAAAUUAUGACGUCAGGGUGGGUGUGUCAAGUCUUGUUGGAAAGCUAAUGGCAGCCACUCAGCGUCCACCCGAAGGCUCAAGGCCCCUGGCAAACAACAAGAAUAAAAAGAUCAGUAUGGAUGAGAUGUUUGAUCUGAUGUCGGCUGGCUUCCUAAGAGGUGGGAUUGGAUUCUUGAAAGGGGGGAGUGGUGAACUUUUGAAGACCACCAUUCCACAGGAAGUUCGUGUUGGUGUAACACAAGCGUAUGUUGUUCUCUUCAAUGAAAUGGGAGGAACUUGGGUUGAAAAAAAUGUUGGCUAUAUUCUUGGACGUAUUCUUGAGUUGUUGUCUAACUCAAAAGCAACCUCAAAUCAUGUGGAUGCAGUGUACUCAAGGAAAUGUGUCUCAUUCAUAUUGAGAUCUAUGUUGGGUCGUUUAUUGGGUGAGAAAGCUCAAGUGAUAGCUGGAAAGGAACUUUGUAAACUUAUCUCCAAACAAAUGACCAAGGUGAAACAAAUGACACAAAAUCGGGAUGGAACAUCUUCAACUGAAAUAAACGAAUUUGUUCUUGCCACACAACAUUCUAUAAUUUGCACUUUGCAAGAACUUGCUUGUCUCACACAAGAUCUUGCCACAUGUGCUGGUACUUUAAUCAACGAAAGCACUAUUGAAACUGUUUUAUCCGUUCUUAUUCACUCUGCUCCGGCUGCUCGUCUUAGUGUUGCUUGGUGUCUCCGUACCAUCACAAUUGCUAUUCCUUCACGUCUCUCGCCGAUGAUUGAACGAUGUAUUACCGAGCUUCGAACAUUCUCUUCGCUUGAAAUAAUUUCGGGAUACGCGUACACGUUGAGUGCGUUGAUUGGUGCUGUUCGUCUCUGUCCUCUCGGUAUUCCUCACAAGAAAGGCAAGUCCGUGUUUGCUGUCGCUGAAGACAUGUUGAAACGAACGAAAGAAGAUGAGAAAUGGGCAAUGGUUAGAGCAAAAUGUGGUUGGAUGAUAAUGGGAUCAUUAAUGACUUUAGGUACGUCAACAGUUCGUCAUUUUCUUCCAAAGAUGUUGGGUCUAUGGGCGAGUGCCUUUCCACCGACACCUGACGAGGCAGAGUCAGAGAAGAAAAAAGGUGAUCCAUUUACGUGGCAAGUAACACUUGAAUGUCGGGCUGGAGCUCUUGCGGCUUUGCUUGCGUUCAUUAAACAUUGUCCAGAAUUACUUGUUGAUGACGUAAUACGACGAAUAAUGUUACCUUUAGAAUCAUGUGUUAUUAUGACGACACAUCUACCGGAUGUUGUUCGCUCUCAUGGGAAUCACCUUAAAGUGAGCACUGCUAUGAUCAGACUGAGAUUAUUUGAAACUUUCCAACUGUUGCCACCCAAAUCAUAUGAAGGUCUUCUAAAUUCUAUCGUCCGUGAACUAGUGUCAGAAUUCACUCUAAGUUUCAACCAAUCAAUGACGACUACGUCACUGCUGCGAACCAUGUGCCAUAAGGACGACAGCAUACUACUAGGGACAUGGCUUCAGGAGACUGAUCACAAAUCAGUUGAGGAUCAGCUGCAGCCAAACAGUGCUUCUGGAUCUGGUGCACUCGAACAUGAUUAUUCUUGCUUGUUUAGUUAUGAUGAAAAGUCACCAGAGCACCCUGGUCCUCUUCCUCUUGGUGUUGCUGUCAUUGAUGCUUCUAUAAAACUUUUUGGUCAAAUGUUUCCUCAUAUUGCUCAGAAGAAUCGUAAUCAAUUACUCACUCAUUUUGCCUCUUGUAUAAAGAACACAAAAGCUGGAAAGGUUCAAGCAGUUACAAUGAAUAUCUUUACGGCAUUUCUUGGUGCAUUGAUGGCUAUGGGAGAGACGAAGUCUUCUUUUAGUGAUAGAGAUGUACUUGCAACUGCUGAUAACCUUGUCAUGAGCGCUUUGAAUAACUCCGAUGCCAUUUUGAGAUGUGCAGCCGCCGAGGCACUGGGACGAAUGGCACAAGUCGUAGAUGAGCCCGCAUACGUGGCACAGAUAGCCCAAGGCAUCUUUGCCAAGAUUCAAGGAUCUCGUGACGCAGUUUCUCGAACUGGACAAUCGAUUGCGUUAGGAUGUCUGCAUCGUUAUGUCGGUGGAAUGGGAGCUGGUCAACAUACACAAACCAGUGUCAGUAUACUAUUAGCGUUGGCUCAAGACAUGUCUUCAUCAACUGUUCAGGUUUGGGCACUACAUGCGCUUGCAUUGAUAGCAGAUUGUGGUGGUCCAAUGUUUCGCGGUUACGCGGAGUCAACGUUAGAGCAAACCAUGUCUUUGCUAUUAUCCGUUCCGCCUUCUAACACUGAAAUUCAUCAAUGCCUUGGAAAAUGUCUGGCUGCAUUAAUAACAAGCAUUGGUCCUGAACUCCAAGAUACAUCAAAAUCCAUUAAAGACAUACGUUCUUCUUGUUUGGUUGCUGCCUCAGUAAUGCAGCAUCACCCCGACUCCAUUGUUCAGUCAGAAGCCAUAUCCUGUUUACAACAAUUGCAUAUAUUUGCACCGAGGCACGUGAACUUGUCGACAUUGGUUCCCAGUCUUUGCAUAAACCUCUCGAGUCCACAUUUAAUCCUGCGUCGUGCAGCUGUAGCUUGUCUUCGUCAACUGUCGCAACGGGAAGCGAAAGAUGUUUGUGAGCAUGCGCUUGCAUGCAAAACCGAGAAAGAACAAUCAAAAUCAACAUAUGUUGUGACCAUUGGUGAUGAUGGCUUGGAAGGAGCAUUAUUUGGGAUGUUAGAUACUGAGGUAGACCGUGGAUUAAGAUCGAACAUUCAAGACUGUUUGAACAGCAUGUUACAAACCCUAGCCCCGGAAAAACUCCUUCAUUGGUUGGGUCUAUGUAAAAGUGUUUUAUCUGCUGCAAAAUCUGAAAAAGAAGACAAAGCAAAUAAAGGUGGAGAUGAUGAUGAUGAUGAAAGUGGUGGAAUGGGGGCUUUUAAUAAAGUAGAAGAAACACAUCCCACUGUUGUACCAAGAUGGCCAACGCGUGUCUUUGCUUCAAAAUGUGUUCAGAAGAUUAUGAACGUAUGCGAACAAGAACGAGCGCAUUUUGAUUUAAGUUUGGCACGACAGUUAAAAAGAAACAGUGGAAGAGGUGACUAUCUUAUAAUGCAUUUAUCUGAACUGGUUCGUUUGGCUUUUAUUGCUGCUACAGCCACAUCUGUUCAACUCAAGGUCGAAGGACUCGAAACAUUGCAGGAAAUUGUCAAGAAGUUUUCAUCAGUACAAGAUCCAGAUUAUGCUGGUCAUGUAAUACUUGAACAGUUUCAAGCACAGGUUGGAGCUGCUUUGCGACCUGCAUUUGCCGUAGACACUCCAGCUGACGUUACAGCUAUGGCUUGUGAGGUCUGCAGUACAUGGAUUGCCAGCGGUGUUUCAUACGAUUUGAAUGACGUCAGACGUAUACAACAGCUUCUUGUGACGUCAUUGUCGAAGUUUGGAACUGAGCAGGAUUCAUCUUCUCAACUGUACAAUGAAAGCGCAAACACCAUGGAGAAACUUGCUGUUCUAAAGGCAUGGGCUCAGGUUUAUAUUGUUGCGAUGAAACAAAAAAGUUUAGAAAGAUCUCCUCAACAUCCUAUUAAAGAAAAUGCUGAAGUGCAAGAACCCCUUAUUACAUUGGUCGUUUCACAUAUACGAGAUCUACAUCAUUAUUGGUUGGGAGCUGUUAAAGAUUAUGGUUAUCUUUCUUUACCCGAAUACAUGUCUCAAUUACCUCUCAGCGGUGGAAUGUUUUAUGGACAGGAAUCAAUGAACGAAUCUAAGGUUUAUUUUGAAAAAGCGUGGCCACCAAUAAUUCACGCUUCUGCCUUAUGGCUUCAUGCCGAGGGCUUUGAAAACGUUGCAAAGGAAGUGGAAGAUAUUAGCACAGGCAAUGUUCCCAACGCAAUCCUAAGUGUACCUCGUGCUCAAAAAUCACCGGAGGAUUUAAAUUCUGAGCGUUUUCAUCUUGUUCUUGGUUUAUCCGUGAAAGCAUUGUGUUCGACGCGUUUAACUUACACUCCGGAGACUAUAACUUCCUGUAUUAACGCUGUUAACUGCUUGCUUGACACACCGUGGGCUCGUGAAUACAUUGGUCACAAUGACACUAUUGCAGUUGAACUACUUAACGUAAUGCAUCGAUUGCUGUUGACGCUGGACAGUCUAGCGAGCCACCAGAUUAUAAUGAGUUCUGUCUCGCGUGUAGUCCACGGUACUCGUGAAGUUCUAACAAAGAAGAGAACGAAGGACAGUGCUGCUUUUGUAGGCGAAGAGGCAAUUGAACCUGGCAAAUCAGUCGUAUUUGGUGCCAUGGAAACAUGUAUGUGUUUGUUGGCGCGGUAUUUUCCUUCAAUUUUUAAGGAUUCUGGGAAGAUGCAACAAAAUCCUAGAUUAUCUGUGACUAGUAAAGGAUCUUUAACAGAAAUCAGUCGUGUUAUUUCAACUACAGUCGGUAUACUGGCAGAAGUACCAGAUCUUUGUACUUCGCAAGCACUUUCCGACAUUCUACCGAUUGUUUUACGGCUGAUUACGAGUGUUUUUGAGGAAGCCGCUUCUUGCGAAUUACCGCUGGUUAAAUCAAGUCAAACUGUCUCUUCACCCAAAAUGCCGCUAGUGGUUACGUCGUCAUUAAAAGCGCUGAAAGAUAUUCUCAGCUCACAACGUUUUAUGCAAUGUGAUAAUUCAAAAGAUUUCAUCGGAUAUUUUCAAAGUUCUUUGUUCGCAAUGAUCAAUCCAGUUAAGGAAAAGCGAUCAACACGACAGGUGGAUGAAUGUAGUGUAAUGGCUGCCAUUGCGUUGUUUGUUAUUACUGCUCCACUUCCGGUGACGACCGUCACCCAGUUACAUAAUGAUUGCGUUGAAAUAUUCAUACGUGCUGUCAAGUCCACCGAUGCAAAUGUUCAAUUGAAAGCUGUGGAAACCUGUUACUCAAUGUUCUCUUCAGGAGACUUGACACGAAUCCUUGGCUACGUUCACUUGGUUGCCCCACAUAUUUUGACAAUAGUACAAGAAGCUGCAACGAUUCCACCUUCCACUGAAUUAAAGUUAUCUGUUGUUCUAAAAUCUAUUGAAAUAAUGGAUGUUUUGCUUGGUCUCACCGACGAAGAUAAUCGUCUUCAAUUAUUGUCUAUUUGUCUUCCUCUUCUUCUCGAGCUUUUACUUGAAUCAUCAGCGUUAAGCACAGCAACGUCGUUCUCUCGACGGCAGCACGAGUUCGCGUUCCAAAAACUGCUCGCUAUUGGUCCAAAAUAUCCCGUUCAUUUCAGGUCAAUUAUGGCGGGCUCACUCGCGAUGAAACAACGGUUGGAAAACGCAGUGAAAGAAAAUCAAGCUAAAUUGACUGCAAAGAGUACAAGUGUAACGAAACAAACAAGUAGUCAACCAAAAAUUAAGUUAAAAAUGGAUUUCAGUAAUUUCAAAUGAUUUUAUGUAAACUGUAGAAAGUGUCAUGAUUUAAUUAUACGCUCACAAUAAGUA